This is a messenger RNA of Pongo pygmaeus (Bornean orangutan), 4409 nucleotides long. RefSeq names its product melanoma-associated antigen C1-like. The coding region runs from base 311 to 3847 and encodes 1178 amino acids. The record is from RefSeq and is a predicted model, not a curated record. The transcript is spliced from 4 exons. Gene Ontology annotation, biological process: negative regulation of transcription by RNA polymerase II. Gene Ontology annotation, cellular component: nucleus. NCBI's taxonomy places the organism in Eukaryota, Metazoa, Chordata, Mammalia, Primates, Hominidae.
GUGCUUUCCCGGCAGCCAUCUUGGGAGUCUGAAGGACCUGAGGCGUUUUGUGACGAGGGUCGUUUCAGGUCAGCAGACGGAAGAGACUUAGACUUAUCCAGUCUUCAAGGUGCUCCAGGAAGCAGGAGUUGAAGACCUGGGUGUGAGGGACACAUACACCCUAAAAGCACCACAGCAGAGGAGGCCCAGGCAGUGCCAGGAGUCAAGGUUCCCAGGAGACAAACCCCCUAGGAAGACAGGCGACCUGUGAGGCCCUAGAGCACCACCUUAAGAGAAGAAGAGCUGUAAGCCGGCCUUUGUCAGAGCCAUCAUGGGGGACAAGGAGAUGCCUGCUGCUGGGAUGCCGAGCCUUCUCCAGAGUUCCGCUGAGAGUCCUCAGAGUCGUCCUGAGGUGGGGGACUCCCAGUCUCCUCUCCAGAGACCUCCUGAGGGGAAGGACUCCCAGUCUCCUCUCCAGAUUCCCCAGAGUUCUCCUGAGGGCGACGACACCCAGUCUCCUCUCCAGAGUCCUCAGAGUCGUACUGAGGGGGAGGACUCACCGGAUCCUCUCCAGAGACCUCUUGAGGGGAAGGACUCCCAGUCUCCUCUCCAGAUUCCCCAGAGUUCUGAGAACGACGACACCCAGUCUCCUCUCCAGAAUCCUCAGUGUCCUUCUGAGGGGGAGGACUCCCUAUCUCCUCUAGAGAUUUCUCAGAGCCCUCCUGAGGGUGAGGAUGCCCAGUCUCCUCUCCAGAAUCCCACGAGUUCCUUCUCCUCCGAUUUAUUGAGUAUUUUCCAGAGUUCCCCUGAGAGUACUCAAAGUCCUUUUGAGGGUUUUCCCCAGCCUCCUCUCCAGAUUCCUGUGAGCGCCUCCUUCUCCUCCACUUUAUUGAGUAUUUUCCAGAGUUCCCCUGAGAGUACUCAAAGUACUUUUGAGGGUUUUCCCCAGUCUCCUCUCCAGAUUCCUGUGAGCCCCUCCAUCUCCUCCACUUUAUUGAGUCUUUUCCACAGUUCCCCUGAGAGAACUCAGAGUACUUUUGAGGGUUUUCCCCAGUCUCCUCUCCAGAUUCCUGUGAGCCCCUCCAUCUCCUCCACUUUAUUGAGUAUUUUCCAGAGUUCCCCUGAGAGAACUCAGAGUACUUUUGAGGGUUUUCCCCAGUCUCCUCUCCAGAUUCCUGUGAGCCCCUCCAUCUCCUCCACUUUAUUGAGUCUUUUCCACAGUUCCCCUGAGAGAACUCAGAGUACUUUUGAGGGUUUUGCCCAGUCUCCUCUCCAGAUUCCUGCGACCUCCUCCUUCUCCUCCACUUUUUUGAGUAUUUUCCAGAGUUCUCCUGAGAGUACUCAAAGUACUUUUGAGGGUUUUCCCGAGUCUCCUCUCCAGAUUCCUGUGAGCGCCUCCUUCUCCUCCACUUUAUUGAGUAUUUUCCAGAGUUCGCCUGACAGUACUCAGAGUACUUUUGAGGGUUUUCCCCAGUCUCCUCUCCAGAUUCCUGUGAGCCCCUCCAUCUCCUCCACUUUAUUGAGUCUUUUCCAGAGUUCCCCUGAGAGAACUCAGAGUACUUUUGAGGGUUUUCCCCAGUCUCCUCUCCAGAUUCCUGUGAGCCCCUCCAUCUCCUCCACUUUAUUGAGUCUUUUCCACAGUUCCCCUGAGAGAACUCAGAGUACUUUUGAGGGUUUUGCCCAGUCUCCUCUCCAGAUUCCUGCGACCUCCUCCUUCUCAUCCACUUUUUUGAGUAUUUUCCAGAGUUCUUCUGAGAGUACUCAAAGUACUUUUGAGGGUUUUCCCGAGUCUCCUCUCCAGAUUCCUGUGAGCGCCUCCUUCUCCUCCACUUUAUUGAGUAUUUUCCAGAGUUCGCCUGACAGUACUCAAAGUACUUUUGAGGGUUUUCCCCAGUCUCCUCUCCAGAUUCCUGUGAGCCCCUCCAUCUCCUUCACUUUAUUGAGUCUUUUCCAGAGUUCCCCUGAGAGAACUCAGAGUACUUUUGAGGGUUUUCCCCAGUCUCCUCUCCAGAUUCCUGUGAGCCCCUCCAUCUCCUCCACUUUAUUGAGUAUUUUCCACAGUUCCCCUGAGAGAACUCAGAGUACUUUUGAGGGUUUUCCCCCGUCUCCUCUCCAGAUUCCUCAGAGUCCUCCUGAGGGGGAGAACACCCAUUCUCCUCUCCAGAUUGUUCAGAGUAUUCCUGAGUGGGAGGACUCCCUGUCUCCUCACUACUUUCCUCAGAGCCCUCCUGAGGGGGAGGACUCCCUGUCUCCUCACUACUGUCCUCAGAGCCCUCCUCAGGGGGAGGACUCCCUGUCUCCUCACUACAUUCCUCAGAGCCCUCCUCAGGGGGAGGACUCCCUGUCUCCUCACUACUUUCCUCAAAGCCCUCCUCAGGGGGAGGACUCCCUGUCUCCUCACUACUUUCCUCAAAGCCCUCAGGGGGAGGACUCCCUGUGUCCUCACUACUUUCCUCAGAGCCCUCCUCAGGGGGAGGACUCCCUGUCUCCUCACUACAUUCCUCAGAGCCCUCCUGAGGGGGAGGACUCCCUGUCUCCUCACUACUUUCCUCAGAGCCCUCCUGAGGGGGAGGUCUCCCUGUCUCCUCACUACUUUCCUCAGAGCCCUCCUGAGGGGGAGGACUCCCUGUCUCCUCACUACAUUCCUCAGAUCCCUCCUCAGGGGGAAGACUCCCUGUCUCCUCACUACUUUCCUCAGAGCCCUCCUGAGGGGGAGGACUCCCUGUCUCCUCACUACUUUCCUGAGAGUCCUCCUGAGGGGGAGGACUUCCAGUCUUCUCUCCAGAGACCUGUGAGUAUCUGCUCCUCCUCCACUUCAUUGAGUCUUCCCCAGAGUUUCCCUGAGAGUCCUCAGAGUCCUCCUGAGGGGCCUGCUCAGUCUCCUCUCCAGAGACCUGUCAGCUCCUUCUUCUCCUACACUUUAGCAAGUCUUCUCCAAGGUUCCUAUGAGAGUCCUCAGAGUCCUCCUGAGGGGCCUGCCCCAUCUCCUCUCCAGAGUCCUGUGAGCUCCUUCUCCUCCUCUGCUUCAUUGAGCCCAUUCAGUGAACAGUCCAGCAGCCCAGUAGAUGAAGAUACAAGUACCUCAGACACCUUGCUAGAGAGUGAUUCCUUGACAGACAGCGAGUCCUUGAUAGAGAGCGAGCCCUUGUUGACUUACACACUGGAUGAAAAGGUGGACGAGUUGGUGCAGUUUCUUUCCGUCAAAUAUCAAGCGAAGCAGCCUGUCACAAAGGCAGAGAUGCUGACGAAUGUCAUCAGCAGGUACAGGGGCUACUUUCCUGUGAUCUUCAGGAAAGCCCGUGAGUACAUGGAGAUUCUUUUUGGCAUUUCCCUGAGAGAAGUGGACCCUGACGACUCCUAUGUCUUUGUAAACACAUUAGACCUCACCUCUGAGGGGAGUCUGAGUGAUGAACAGGGCAUGCCCCAGAACCCCCUCCUGAUUUUUAUUCUUAGUAUCAUCUUCAUGAAGGGCACUUGUGCCUCUGAGGAGGUCAUCUGGUAUGUGCUGAAUGGAAUGGGGGUGUAUGCUGGGAGGGAGCACUUUGUCUUUGGGGAGCCCAGGGAGCUCCUCACUAAAGUUUGGGUGCAGGAACGUUACCUAGAGUACCAGGAGGUGCCCAACACUUCUCCUCCAUGUUACGAAUUCCUGUGGGGUCCAAGAGCUCAUUCAGAAAUCAUUAAGAGGAAAGUAGUAGAGUUUUUGGCCAUGCUAAACAAUACUGUCCCUGUUAGCUUUCCAUCCUCGUACAAGGAUGCUUUGAAAGAUGCGGAGAAGAGAGCCCAGGCCAUAAUUGACACCACAGAUGAUUCGACUGCCACAGAAAGUGCAAGCUCCAGCGUCGUGUCCCCCAGCUUCUCUUCUGAGUGAAGUCUAUGGCAGAUUCUUCCCUCUGAGUUUGAAGAGGGCAGUCGAGUUUCUACGUAGUGGAGGGCUCGGUUGAGGCUGGAGAGAACACAGUGCUAUUUGCAUCAUUUCUGUUCCAUAUGGGUAGUUAAGGGGUUCAAGUGUUUUACUUUUGGGUAUUUUUCAAAUGUUUUUCCUGUUAGUAACAGGUUUAAAUAGCUUCAGAAUCCUAGUUUAUGAACAUUAGUCGCACAUGUAUUGCUGUUUAUCUGGUUUAAGAGUAACAGUUUGAUAUUUUGUAAAAACAAAAACACACCCAAACACACCACAUUGGGAAAACCUUCUGCCUCAUUUUGUGAUGUGUCACAGGUUAAUGUGGUAUUGCUGUAGGAAUUUUCUUGAAACUGUGAAGGAACUCUGCAGUUAAAUAGUAGAACAAAGUAAAGGAUUGUUAAUAUUUGCAUUUCCUCAGGUCCUUUAGUCUGUUGUUCUUGAAAACUAAAGAUACAUACCUGGUUUGCUUGGCUUAUGUAAGAAAGUAGCAGAAAGUAAAUUGUAAUAAAUAAAAGUGUCAGUGACUCAUUUA